This is a messenger RNA of Rotaria socialis, 345 nucleotides long. The record is from the annotation of a GenBank genome assembly. NCBI's taxonomy places the organism in Eukaryota, Metazoa, Rotifera, Eurotatoria, Philodinida, Philodinidae.
AUGACAAUAGUAAAACUAGAAAAACGUAUCGUGUGUGAAAGUGACUCAGCUAAUAUAGUACGUGAUCUACAUAGUUGUUCAAUCAAAACGUAUCCUGCAGCAGUAAUCCUGAAACAAAUAAAAACGUUAGAAUUUGUGUAUGUUCAUUUGAUUGAUGCAAUGCAAUUUCAACAUAAUCAACUGGGUUAUCCAAAUUUUAAGUAUCUUAAAAGUUCAACAUUCGUGUCAUGGACGAUUGAAAGACAUGAAGCAAAUGACGAUAAUAACCUUGCACAACCAAUAGCGUCGUUUUAUCACAAAGUAGUAGAUGAUCGUGCACGUGCUCGUGGUAAUGUUAAUAGAUAA